UAGGCCCUAAAGAGCGGCAAAGGCGAAAAACGCCCCCCAACCCCGAGUCCUCGUUGGCUCCGCGUUUGGAACGUAAGAAGGGGUGUCGGCGCAGGCUGCGAACGGAGGGAGUUCCUCAGUAUGAACUCAGCCCAAAUAUUUCUGCUGCAGUAAGAUGUCUUCAGCACCACAGCCUCCAGAUGUUCAGCAUGAAGCACCCAAAGAGAAAGAUUAUCGAACGCCGGGACUCCGAGGUGUCCGAACUACUACUUUGUUCCGUGCGGUGAACCCAGAACUUUUCAUUAAACCUAACAAAGCAGUUAUGGCUUUUGGCCUUGUGGCAGUUACCCUUUGUGUAGCUUACGUUGGGUACUUGCAUGCACAAGAAGAAAACAAAAAGGAUCUCUAUGAAGCUAUUGACAGCGAAGGAAAUAGACUUAUGAAACGUAAGACCUCUAAAUGGGACUAAAGAAACUGACUGUAAAUAUUGGUUUAAAUAUCAACAUGAAAAGAGACAUUGGGUUUUCUGAAUUGCGACUUUCAGGAUUUUGUCUGGAGAAUCAACAUUUAUUUUUAUGCAAUAGUAAAUGCUUUUUUUUGAAAUAUUGACCAGUUUAAAUAUCUGUAUGGAAUGCUAUAAUCUAUUAAUAUUUUGAAUAAAGCAGCAUUAUAAAGAAA
Molecule: messenger RNA, 657 nt
Organism: Candoia aspera
Lineage: Eukaryota; Metazoa; Chordata; Lepidosauria; Squamata; Candoiidae
Gene: SMIM8
Product: small integral membrane protein 8
Exons: 3
Coding region: 155-448 (97 amino acids)
Source: RefSeq, a predicted model, not a curated record